This is a messenger RNA of Purpureocillium takamizusanense, 795 nucleotides long. RefSeq lists its product as uncharacterized. Bases 1 to 795 code for a protein of 264 amino acids. Lineage: Eukaryota; Fungi; Ascomycota; Sordariomycetes; Hypocreales; Ophiocordycipitaceae. The record is from RefSeq and is a predicted model, not a curated record. The transcript has a single exon.
AUGGGCCGGCCUCUCGACAACUACGACCACAUCGCCAUCGCCUCCAUCGCGAUAUGGUCCCUCUUCCUCAUCGGCGGCGUCUUCCUCUGCAUCAAGCACGGCUUCAAAAAGUCGAGCGGCUGGCGCUACCUCAUCAUCCUCUCCCUGGCCCGCAUCAUCGGGGACGCGCUGCGCCUGGCCACCAUCUCGGACCCGACCAACGAGGGCCUCUACAUCGGCUGGAUGACGCUCAACGGCCUCGGCCUCGGGCCCCUGAUACUCGUGCUCCUAGGCCUGCUCGACCGCGUCUUCGACUCCAUCAACCGCCAGGGCCACGUCGUCGUCAAGCCCCUGUACCAGCGCGUGCUCGGCGUCCUCAUGCUCGUCGGCAUCAUCCUGCUCAUCGUCGGCGGCACCCAGUCCGACUUCCACGUCGGCGCCGACGGCCGCCCCAGCAUCGACUACUCCGCCGCCAGCAAGGCCGGCACGGGCAUCUUCGUCGCCGCCACCGCCCUGCUGUGCCUCGAGGCCCUCCUCGCGUUCCGGAACCAGGGCUACGUCUCCCAGGGCGAGCACCGCAUCAUCCUCGGCGUCCUCGCCUCGCUGCCCUUUGUCGUCGCCCGCCUCGCCUACUCGUGCCUCUUGGUCUUUGGCGGCGUCUCCUCCUCUGUCUGGCUGUACCUGGGCCUGCUCGUCAUCAUGGAGAUGGUGGUCGUGCUCGUCUGCGAGGUGCUCGGCUUCACGCUUGACAAGGCGCCGCCGAUGCCGCCAAAGGACGACCAGGAGAUGCAGCUGCGCGAGCGGGAGUCGCGCUAG